AUGGUCGACGGUACUCACCGGACACCAGAUAACUCGGCGCCAGUGAGCCCGAGUCGACCCUUUGUCAAUCGUGUCCGGGUCGCCUGCAAAGCCUGCAACGCUAGACGGGUCAAAUGUGACGCCGAUCAAGGACAGCCAUGCUGGCAAUGCCGUACGCGGCAAAUACCUUGCGAACUCAUUGAGUCCAAAAGGGGCAAAUAUGUUCGUAAGAGACGAGCUCAUCCAGCCAGCGAGACUUCAUCGCCCCAUGUCGAACCGCGACGUGGUCCAUCUAACACAGAAGAGACAUUUGCUCAUGUCUAUGGCGUUGAGGAAGCUGAUGGGUCACUUGCAUCAUCCCAUCAGGAGACACCACAAGAUGUCAGCCAAGGCCUUUCGCCAUUCGACUCCUGCGGUGCACAAGGAACCCCGGCUUCAAUACCACAUCAAUCACAACCAAACUCACAUGCGAAUCCUUUUGUGGACAAGUCCAGUCUCUCCUACAUUGUCGAAGUCGUUCACCGACCCAAAGACGGCUCAACAGAGCCCCUGAGAGUACACUAUCCCAUCCCUGCAUCGAUCAUAGAUCAGUCAACGCCCAAUCUUGGCCCUAGGGCACCAGAUGAUCCGAUCUCAUGGCGAGAAGCUCUUGUGAUGCCACCUCCUGAAGUGGCAGAUCAACUAGUCCGCAUCUUUUUCGAUACCACACACGUUGCCUUCCCUGUCUUUGACCGGCAAAACUUCACGCGGUUGUACCUCCAAGGCAAAGCUUCUCCGCUUGUAUUGCAGACGAUCUUCCUUCUGGGCUUCAUGGUCGGCAGCGAUGAUCUUGUUCAAGCAGGAGGCUUCAAUGACAGAGCUAUCGCUAGAAUGACACAUUAUCUCCGCGCCAAGGCAUUGUACGACGCCGAUUACGAUGCCGACCGAAUGAAUGUUGUAGCUUGCUUGCUUUUGAUCGGCUUCUGGUGGGCCGGUUAUGACGAGCAGAAGGAUCAUUGUCAUUGGGUUGGCUGUGCGACGACUUUUGCGCAGUCCAUGGGCAUGCAUCGCUCGAUGUCUCAGUCCACGUUCAGUCCUCACACAAAGUCUCUCAGGAAGAGAAUCUGGUGGGCGAUUUACACCCGUGAACGGCAUCUCUCUGCAGCGUUUGGUCGGCCAUGUCGCAUCCGUGACGAAGAUUGUGACGUUGAGCCCCUGGAUGAGGAUGACUUUGACUUUGAUUUGGAUUACGACCAAAGACUUAUUCCCACUCAACAAGAAUACCACGUAUCCUAUGUUCUUGAGAUGACAAGGUUGGCAGCAAUACUUGGCGACGUGCUCAUUUCAGAGUUUAGUCCUCGUCGUCCCAUGACAGAGCAAUUCGAGACGCAAACCCUCAAAGAGAAGCUUUUGGAAUGGGAAGUCAAAUUGCCAGGCAGUCUCCGGAUGUCGCCUCUUGACGGUACACUCGGGGCCCCUUUUUGGGCUAGCAUGCUGCAUUUCAACUAUCAAUACUGUCAAAUACUUCUGUUUCGCCCAAAGUCCAUCGAGAUAGUCUCCGAGGAAGAAAAGGAACGAGACUCGCGAGCACGCAUGGCAGCAGACGCCAUCACUCGUAAUGCAGAAGACCAACUUUCUGCGGAUACCAUUCAACAUGCACAAAUCCAUCUAGUGCCGGCUUUGUUCGGCGCCCUGUCCAUGCACACCAUCGAAAUUUGCCGCAAGGACUCAAUUCGCCGACAGCUGGCGGAGAACAAAUCACGCCAGUGUCUCUUGGCGCUGGGAGAAUUAUCAAAGUCCUGGCCAGUAAGGAUCUGGAUCUCGAAAUCAUUCGUCAGUCUGAUGACGAGAUUGACUGGCCAAGACUCAGCCCCCUCUGGCGGUGCUAUCGUCCGAGUCUCUUCCAGCAUUCACCCUACGAGCCCAGGUGGUCAAUCUCUUCACGGGAUUGCUAGUAACAACCAGUCCGCUUCUGGUGGUGAGAGUGGGCACCAGGACACGACUCCAACGCUCAACGAUGGCUCACAAACUCGGGACUUCGACCCUUAUGACAUCACUCAAGCAAACCCCCAUCUGUUUUAUGACAGCUUUUGGACCUCAUAUCUGGACAAUGCCUUUGAUGUGGACUUACUCAUCCAUCCUAAUUCGGGUCUUUUUUGA
Molecule: messenger RNA, 2118 nt
Organism: Colletotrichum gloeosporioides
Lineage: Eukaryota; Fungi; Ascomycota; Sordariomycetes; Glomerellales; Glomerellaceae
Product: Cutinase transcription factor 1 alpha
Exons: 8
Coding region: 1-2118 (705 amino acids)
Biological process (GO): regulation of DNA-templated transcription; DNA-templated transcription
Molecular function (GO): zinc ion binding; DNA binding; DNA-binding transcription factor activity, RNA polymerase II-specific
Source: RefSeq, a predicted model, not a curated record